Messenger RNA from Aedes aegypti (yellow fever mosquito), 1668 nucleotides. Its product is annotated as cytochrome P450 4c3. The record is from RefSeq and is a predicted model, not a curated record. The transcript is spliced from 3 exons. NCBI's taxonomy places the organism in Eukaryota, Metazoa, Arthropoda, Insecta, Diptera, Culicidae. The coding region runs from base 44 to 1612 and encodes 522 amino acids. Gene Ontology annotation, molecular function: monooxygenase activity; oxidoreductase activity, acting on paired donors, with incorporation or reduction of molecular oxygen; iron ion binding.
CGUUGAGAGUAAGUACCAUCGUUGAUCAACGAUCACAUUGCUGAUGGUCGAUUUACCACCGCAAUCAGUCAUUUGCGGAAUCUCAUCGAGCACGGUAAGCAUGUUAGCGAUUCUGGUGUCAUUGGCCACAGUGGCCUUUCUGUGGUUGGUUUACCAGCGACGGAUGGCGAGGGCGGCAAAAAUUGCCGCCUACUUUCCCCAUCCGAAACCGGUGCUGCCACUUUUGGGCAACUCGUUGAUGUUUGCCAACAAAGACGCUCCGGCAAUCUUCCACACGGUUCUGGAUCUGCACAAACAGUGCGGACAGAAUUUGGUUACGUAUGGAUUGUUUGGGGAUGUUCAGCUACACAUCUCUAGCCCGAAGGCCAUCGAACGGGUUCUGCUGUCCAAGGUCACCAAGAAGAACUACAUCUACGAGUAUCUGGAGCCAUGGCUGGGCACGGGUCUGUUGCUAUCGUUCGGCGAGAAGUGGUUCCAACGGAGGAAGAUCAUUACACCGACGUUCCAUUUUAAGAUUUUGGAGCAGUUUCUGGAGGUUUUCAAUGCGGAAACUGAUCGAUUGGUGACGAAGAUAGAGCAGCACGUUGGCGGAGAGGAGUUCGAUAUGUAUCAGUAUAUUACGUUGCAUGCACUGGACAGCAUUUGUGAAACUUCCAUGGGCGUAUCGAUCAAUGCGCUGGACAACCCGGACAACGCGUACGUUCACGCCAUCAAAGACUUUGGCAGCAUCGUCAUCCAGCGAACGUUCUCCGCGUUGCGAUCGUUUCCACUACUCUACUUCCUGCAUCCAUUCUACUGGCGCCAGCAGAAGCUAAUCAAAACCAUGCACAAUUUCACCAACUCUGUAAUCAAGGCCAAACGGCAAGCCUUGGAGGAGAAACGUCACACCGAAGGUGAAACCAAGGAGCACAACGAAGAUGAUGGAAUCUACGGUAAGAAACGGAUGAGCUUCCUGGACCUGCUGCUGAACGAGAGCUCCAUGAGCGAUGCGGACAUCCGCGAGGAGGUCGAUACGUUCAUGUUCGAAGGACACGAUACGACCACUUCGGGGAUUUACUUCUCGUUGAUGGCCCUUGCCAUGCAUCCGGAUAUUCAGGAAAGGUUGUACGGUGAGAUUCGGCAGGUGUUGGAAACGGAAGAGGAGCGACAUGCUCCGCUAACCAACGCAACGCUGCAACAGAUGAAGUACCUGGAUAUGGUGAUCAAGGAGGUUUUGCGGGUUUAUCCAUCGGUGCCGAUCAUCGGCCGGGAGCUGCUGGAGGACGUUGAGAUCAACGGAUGCCAAGUACCGCGGGGAACCGCCAUGGUGGUGAUCAUCCAUAAUGUGCACCGCAACGCGGAAGUGUUCCCCGAUCCGGAGCGGUUCGAUCCGGAAAGAUUUUCCGACGAAUCCGGCGGGAAAAGAGGGCCGUACGAUUACAUACCGUUCAGUGUGGGAGCGCGAAAUUGCAUCGGUCAAAAGUACGCUUUACUGGAGAUGAAGGUUACGCUGGUGAAACUGCUGUUGGCAUAUAGGUUCAUUCCGGGGAAGUCUACGGAUUCGAUUCGUAUUCAGGGAGACCUUGUGUUGCGUCCGUUCGGGAAUAUGGCGUUAAGAAUCGAGAGCAGAUAAAGUUGUGGGUGUGCAAGGAUUGAAAUGCAAAUAAAAAGCUGUUCGCUUGGGUGUAA